Molecule: messenger RNA, 1502 nt
Organism: Argiope bruennichi
Lineage: Eukaryota; Metazoa; Arthropoda; Arachnida; Araneae; Araneidae
Gene: Syx5
Product: syntaxin-5-like
Exons: 8
Coding region: 212-1249 (345 amino acids)
Biological process (GO): endoplasmic reticulum to Golgi vesicle-mediated transport; vesicle fusion; intracellular protein transport
Cellular component (GO): Golgi membrane; SNARE complex; endomembrane system
Molecular function (GO): SNARE binding; SNAP receptor activity
Source: RefSeq, a predicted model, not a curated record
ACCAUCCUUAUACGAUCGAACCAAAUGUUUUGCACUAGAAUAAUUUAAACAGCUAAUUAAAUUAGCACUAGUACAGCUUUUCUUUAUAAAUGAAAUGAUUACUUAGACUCUGUUAAUAUCUCAAUAUGUUAUUAUAAUAUGCCAAAUAUUAGGCCAAGUUUCCAUCUUAUUGUUUCCAUACACUUAAUGCAAAGUUUACUACUUUUUUCAAAUGAACACCCUUCGGCGAAGAAAUAAUUCAGAUUCAGAGUUCAGAUCAGUUCCAGCUGACCAUCUUAAGUUUCACACUACUAACAAAAUCCAGUAUCUUGAAACUGAUAUGGCUUGUCGUGAUAGAACUGUGGAAUUCAAAUCAGUUGUUAAGAACAAGGAAGGAAGAUUGAAAGAAAAAUAUGUUCCUGUGAGGGGAAAGCGACACAUAAAAAAUUUAGAGCAGUGGACCCAUUUUAUGCAAACAGCAAAUCAAAUUGGAAGAGACUUGGCCAGUACAUAUGCAAAACUUGAAAAACUGACAGUUUUGGCUAAGAGAAGAAGCUUAUUUGCAGAUAAGCCAGUUGAAAUUGAAGAACUGACUUAUGUUAUUAAGCAAGACAUCAACUCUCUGAAUAAGCAGAUUGCUCAGCUUCAAGAAUCAAAAGCUAGAAAUAACAGUCAUGGAAAGCAUAUGCUUCAUCAUUCAAAUUCUAUUGUGGUGUCUCUGCAAUGUAAGCUUGCCAAUAUGUCAAGUAAUUUUCGUGAAGUUCUGGAAGUAAGAACAGAAAAUUUAAAGCAUGAGAAGAGUCGUCGGGAUAAAUUUUCAGGAUCUAAUGGAACUACUACAGGAACUUUACCGUCUGCUAUAUCUGGUCAAACUAGAAGUGUUUUACUGUCUGAUGAAUCUGUAAGUUCACAUUCACAUCAAAAUGAUGAAUGUGCUAUAAAUAUUGAUAAUCAGUACCAACAGCAGUUACAACUUAUUGACGAACAGGAUGCAUAUAUACAGAACCGUGCUGAUACAAUGCAGAACAUUGAAGCAACAAUUGUGGAGUUAGGUACAAUUUUUCAACAGUUAGCACAUAUGGUUAAAGAGCAAGAAGAAAUAGUACAGCGCAUUGAUGCCAAUGUUGAGCAGUCUGAAAUGAAUAUCGAAGCGGCUCAUUCCGAAAUUUUGAAAUAUUUUCAAAACGUUACAUCAAAUCGUUGGCUAAUGAUUAAAGUCUUUGCAGUGUUAAUAGUAUUUUUUAUUAUAUUUGUAGUCUUUGUUGCUUAGGCAUUAAAAAUUUUAGGAAAUAACUGACAUUUAUAGCUCAUAUUACAUUUCUGAGCAGUAUGCAUUAAGAUUCAUACUGCAUUAUUCCUGCAUAUUAUAUAUGCUGUGAGUAUUUGUUUCACACCUUAUAAAAUGUGUAUAUGUAUAUAAGAGAACAAAUUUUAAAAUACUCAGAAAUUUGGAUAUUUAUCACUUAUUAAGUAUUAUGUAUAUGCAAUACUCAUUUUUUUGCAAAAUGUCUCAAUAAAUACUC